Messenger RNA from Osmerus eperlanus (European smelt), 3036 nucleotides. RefSeq lists its product as uncharacterized. Lineage: Eukaryota; Metazoa; Chordata; Actinopteri; Osmeriformes; Osmeridae. The record is from RefSeq and is a predicted model, not a curated record. Gene Ontology annotation, molecular function: nucleic acid binding. Gene Ontology annotation, biological process: DNA integration.
CACAGAGGCACACGAGCUACAGGAAGUACUGUCAAAGCAUGAGGAGGUUUUCAAACAAGAACUAGGCAUGUUAAAAGGCAUGAAGGCAACAAUCCGCGUGUCCGUGGAUGCCCGUCCAAAAUUCUAUAGGCCCCGUUCAGUUCCGUAUGCCAUGAGGGCGAAAGUAGAAGAGGAGAUAGAUAGGCUCCUGAAAGAGGGCAUCAUAUCACCUGUCAAGUACGCUGAGUGGGCGGCGCCGAUUGUUCCUGUGUUGAAGCCGGAGGGCACCAUUAGAAUAUGUGGCGAUUACAAACUAACAGUAAACAGCGCCUCCUCACUAGAGCAAUACCCGAUUCCUCGUGUUGAGGACCUGUUCAAUACACUGGCAAGAGGGACACGUUUCUCGAAGCUCGAUUUAAGCCACGCCUAUCAGCAGAUCGUGAUGGAUGAUGACUCCAAGAAAUACCUAACAAUAAAUACACACAGAGGCCUUUUCACCUACAAUAGGCUUCCAUUCAGAGUCUCAUCCGCUCCAGCCAUAUUUCAGAGAACAAUGGAGAGUUUGUUACAAGGUCUGCCCAGAGUAGCUGUUUACCUUGACAACAUAUUACUGACUGGAAGAGACACUGUAGAGUAUCUGAGCACACUGGAUGAGGUACUCAGACGACUGAAGGAGGCAGGACUGCGACUGCGCAGAAGCAAGUGUGCAUUCUUGCAAGAUCAGGUUGAGUACUUGGGUCACAAGAUUGAUGCUGAAGGCCUGCACCCAGUGCAAAGCAAGGUAACAGCCAUCGAGGAUGCUCUGCUGACUGAGCUGAAGGCAUAUCUUGGCCUUUUAAACUACUAUAACAAGUUCCUCCCUAAUCUCGCCACACGCUUGGCACCAUUACACAGAUUGUUAAGAAAAGACAUUCAGUGGACGAAGAAAGAACAGGAAGAAGCGUUUUGUUUAUCUAAACAGCUGCUAAAUCAGCAGGUCCUGGCUCACUAUUCAGCAGACAAAGAACUUGUGCUGGCAUGCGACGCCUCACCGUACGGAGUCGGCGCCGUGCUGUCACACAUCAUGGAAGACGGAAGUGAAAAACCCAUAGGCUUCAUGUCACGCACGCUGACGCCAGCUGAAAAGCGUUACUCGCAGCUCGACAAGGAAGGGUUAGCCAUCAUAUUCGGAAUCAAGCGAUUUCACAAGUAUAUCUAUGGACGAACGUUCACUAUCAGCACUGACCACAUGCCAUUGAUCUCGCUUUUCCAUGAACAGAAGCCGGUGCCACAGAUGGGGUCACCAAGAGUGCAACGGUGGGCAAUACUUCUGAGAGCGUACGAGUACAGAAUGGUGUACAAGCCAGGCAAAGACCACGCAAACGCAGACGCAUUGAGCAGGCUGCCACUGCCACACACCGAAGAGGAGGAUGACACAGGACAGGUCCUCAUGCUGGAUGUGUUGGAAGACCCACCCAUCAAAACAGCCCAAGUGAAGCAGUGGACUGCAAAAGAUGAAAUAUUAUCACAAGUGCUUUUGAAUGGGUGGCCAAAAGAGGUGGCUUCAAUGUUCAAGGCUUACAGCCAGAGAAGGCUUGAACUCAGUGUCAGUGAUGGAUGUGUGCUCUGGGGAUCUAGAGUGGUUGUUCCAGAGAAGGGGAGGACCACCCUUUUAAAACAUCUACACUACACGCACCCUGGCGUCUCCAGGAUGAAGGGCUUGGCACGUUCAUACGUGUGGUGGCCAGGAAUGGAUGCUGACGUAGAAAGAGAAGUACAGUCCUGCCACACAUGCCAGGAAAACAGAAAGGCUCCAGCUGCAGCUCCUCUCCAUCCCUGGGAGUGGCCAGAGACACCCUGGAGCAGAUUGCAUGUUGAUUAUGCUGGCCCUCACUUAGGCAAGAUGUUUCUUAUAGUUAUCGAUGCACAUUCAAAAUGGCUUGACGUGUAUCCAACAAGUAGUGCAACAAGCCAAGUCACUGUUGAAAAACUCAGACAGUGCUUUAGCACACAUGGCCUGCCUCAGACAAUAGUAUCUGACAAUGGCACAUGCUUCACAAGCCAAGAGUUCGAAGCAUUCCUGAAACAGAACGGUAUACAGCACGUAACAUCUGCACCCUUUCACCCGGCAUCAAACGGCCUAGCCGAAAGAGCCGUGCAAACGUUCAAACAAGGAAUUAAGAAAACAAAAGGGGAUACUUUGGAAACAAGAAUAGCAAGAUUUCUGUUCAAUUACAGAAUCACACCCCAAAGUACGACUGGCUUGUCUCCAGCUGAAAUGCUGAUGUCUAGGAGACUGCGUUACACACUGGAUCUUCUGCUGCCCGAUGUGAAGUCAAAGAUUCGGAAGAAACAACUCAAACAGAAAGCACAACAUGACUUACACAGCAAAUGGAGAAGCUUCUCUCCUGGUGACGACGUGUACAUCCGAAACUAUGGUUACGGACCAAGGUGGAUCCCAGCCGUCAUUGAGACGAACACAGGGCCUGUCUCAUAUACGGUGCAGACAGGAGAUGGACGCGUCAUGAGACGUCACGUGGACCAGAUCCGUAAACGUCACGCGCCAAUGACCGAGACAUCCAUGCCGGACAUGACACUGGAGCCCAUGAGUCUUCAGGUUCCAGAGAACGCAGCAGAGGCUUUGACCAGAGACUCUGCUGUUCCAGCGUCAGUGGGAGGGGAAGGGAGUGAGCCCAAUGAAAUGGCCCUGGUUCACCCUCCAGCUGAUCCACCAGAGACGAGUGCAGACUCACCACAGAUGCUGCGACGCUCUGAGCGCACAAAAAAGACUCCAACUUAUCUGAGAGACUUUGUGAAAUAGUAGUGAGCUCCCUCAAGCAAGAGAAAGAAUGCGCUCUGGGACUCACUGGAAGGAUGGUAGUCCACCCACCUUAGUUAUUGUUUCUGAUGUUUCCUAAUGUUCAAGGCACAACACCUGUAAACACUGCCAUUGAUGUACAGGCUAAUGUUGUGUUUUAUUUUAUUUUAUUUAGAUUAUCUUGAUAGUUAAAUCAUACUGAAUGUUACUGCCAACAGUAUAUAGUGAGCAGGUAAGGCUCACGGUUAAUGUUGAAGCUC